This is a messenger RNA of Magnolia sinica, 817 nucleotides long. Its product is annotated as probable disease resistance RPP8-like protein 2. Gene Ontology annotation, biological process: protein folding. NCBI's taxonomy places the organism in Eukaryota, Viridiplantae, Streptophyta, Magnoliopsida, Magnoliales, Magnoliaceae. Gene Ontology annotation, molecular function: alpha-tubulin binding. The record is from RefSeq and is a predicted model, not a curated record. The coding region runs from base 19 to 798 and encodes 259 amino acids. The transcript has 2 exons.
CUAGAUGAUAUUACCCAGAUGGAACAGAUAAGGCACUUAAUCGUAUACAAUGGUUGGUUCAGCAACGGCAUGCAACUCCAUCACUUGAGCAAUCUCCGGACGCUUACUAGAGUAAGGGCGGGCAGCUGGAUAGAAAAUGGGUUGGAGAAACUGACCAAUUUGGGAGAUUUGGGAAUAUAUGAAAUACGAGGAGAUGUCCAUAUGGCAUUAUCUCGUUCCAUUAGUAAAUUGGUCCACCUCAGAUCAUUGUCGCUAAUGUCAUGGGAUGGAUCGUGGAUUCCAGCUUUUGAGUCCUUCUCAAAACAUGAGCAUCUAUAUAAAAUGACAUUGAUUGGACGCUUAGAGAAAUUACCAGAGCCGCAUGUAUUCCCACCUAACCUCACUGAGCUUUGCUUGUAUGGUUCCAAAUUAGAACGAGACCCGAUGGUAACACUGGAGAAGCUGCCCAACCUUCGGAGUCUCUGUAUCCACGCCAGUUUUAUUGGAGGAGACCCUUGCAUGGGAAAGGAAAUGGUUUGCUCUGCUGGAGGGUUUCCACUGCUCGACACUCUGAAUAUUGUUGGAUUAUAUGAAUUAGAGGAGUGGAGAGUGGAGGAAGGAGCUAUGCGGAAUCUUAGGUGUUUGGAGAUUUCAUCAUGUGAAAGAUUGAGGAUGCUUCCUGAUGGAUUGCGAUAUAUCAUCACCCUUCAAGAAUUGAAGUUGGAAUACAUGUCAGAAGAAUUGAAAGAAAGGGUAAGAGAGAACGAGGGUGAGGAUUGGUUUAAGAUCCGACACAUACCCUCUCUUAUCAUCCAAUAAGAGAGAGUACCUAAGAAAG